Sesamum indicum (sesame) is the source of this 1673-nucleotide messenger RNA. RefSeq names its product Pentatricopeptide repeat (PPR) superfamily protein. Lineage: Eukaryota; Viridiplantae; Streptophyta; Magnoliopsida; Lamiales; Pedaliaceae. Gene Ontology annotation, molecular function: protein binding. Gene Ontology annotation, cellular component: mitochondrion. The record is from RefSeq and is a predicted model, not a curated record.
ACUAACGUUUUAAGAAGAAACGGUGUCACCUGAAAGUGCACGCAGUGUCCAUACCUCAGCCGCGUCAGUUGGGCAGCUUCAAGGGUUUAUGCGUUCCCCUUUUUCUUCAACCUUGCUCAAGAAAACCCUAAAAGAUCGACUUCAGUUUGGACUGCUUUUUCUGUCAUGAAGCUCGUCCGUGCGCUCUUAGGGAAUCCUCGUGCGGUGGUUCGUGGACUGGGGCGUCGGAAUUUCUGUGCGCCGUCGGAGGAAUACUUGAAGCGGAAUUAUGCCAACAAUGAGGCUGAAUACAACACUGUCAUCGGCUCUAUCACUUCUCAGCGAAGGCAUUAUUUGUUGAGGGAUGUGUAUGAUGAUAUGAUGCUGGAUGGAGUGAAGCCAGAGAGGGACACAUUUCACUCACUCAUUGUGGGGACAAUGAAAGGUGCUCGAAUGCAAGAUGCUUUCUUUUUCCGCGACGAAAUGCAAUCUAUGGGUCUAGUUCCUGAUGUUGCGUUAUACAACUACUUGAUGUCUACAUGUGGAAAGUGCAAGAAUUCUGAUCAGGCGAUUAGGCUUCUAGAAGAAAUGAAGAGAUUUCAAGUGAAACCUACUGGGCAAACCUACUUAUGUCUACUUCAUGCAUGUGCAGCAUCUGGCAGAUUAGAUCGAGUGUAUGCUAUAGUCCGGGAUCUGACUGCUGCUGGCCUUGGUUUGAACAAAUUUAGUUAUGCUGGACUUAUAAUCGCUCACAAGAAUAAGGCAGCCCUCUCUGACGAUACAACUUCCAAAAUUAUUGAGCUUGUUGAGCAGUCUAAAGGAUGGUCCUCGGUUGAUCAAACAAAAGACAACGCUGAAAAUGUUAUGAUGGGUAUUUCUGAAGAAGAAUUGUACAAUCUCCCUACUGCAGAAUAUAUUCAUCGGCGUGGUGGAUUUAUAGCCAAACAUUUGACUGUAUACCAUGUUGCAUUUCAUGCUUGUGCUGACCUUGGGGAUGUCCAGGCAAUUGAAAGACUUCUGGAGAUGCUCGAGAAGGAUGGAAAAACACCAGAUGUUUUCAUUUUAUUGCAAGUUAUGAGGUGCUACCUUCAUGCUGGUGACAUAGAACGUGGUGUAAAAGUUUUUGAAGACUACAUGAAUUCAAACAGACCCGCUAUGGUAGAACUCUAUGUGACACUUGCUGAAGGAGCGAUGGUUGGAUAUACACCCAGGGGAAUGCAACUUGCUCAGGAGACACUGAUUAAUAUGAAUUCUAGGGGCUUCUUCCUGAGUCCUAAGAUGGGAAAUGAUCUCCUUCUUGUUGCCUCUGGCGAAAAGACCGGCGGAUAUACCACUGCUAACUUAAUAUGGGAUAUGAUGCAAGCUCGUAAAAUGACCCCAUCACUCCCAGCUGUGGAAGCAUAUCACAAUGGUUUGAAAGAAAGAGAGAUACCAGAGGAUGAUCCGCGAUUGAUGUUAGUUUCCAGAACUCUCAACAAUCUUCGAUUAAGAGUUGGAACUGGAGGCGGAAGAUAGAAUAAAUAUGAAAAAAAGAUUUUGGAUUAGAGCUUGUCUGAAAUUGGUCAUUGUUCUAACAAUAUAUUUAUUAUUGUCUUUUGUUUCACAUUUUUCCCGUAGUUGUAUUUCUAGAUCAAGUGCUUCACUGUUAUUUACGUGGAGGAACACUAACGUGAUGUUGCAUAUCGGUAAUUCUA